Prosopis cineraria is the source of this 2887-nucleotide messenger RNA. Its product is annotated as DEAD-box ATP-dependent RNA helicase 3, chloroplastic-like. The transcript has 10 exons. The record is from RefSeq and is a predicted model, not a curated record. Gene Ontology annotation, molecular function: helicase activity; ATP binding; zinc ion binding. Lineage: Eukaryota; Viridiplantae; Streptophyta; Magnoliopsida; Fabales; Fabaceae. The coding region runs from base 196 to 2583 and encodes 795 amino acids.
GUGGCCUUAUCCUCUCUUUACACUCUUGCGCCCUAUCCCCUGUGAAGUGAAGUACAUUCUCGCUGUCCCCGCUGUUUCUUCCAUCUUUUGCUUCCUUCACACCGAGUCUCCCCUUCUCCGGUUCUUAGAAUUUGAGUGAAUACUUGCUGGUUCCUAGAUAUUCAAGUGACCAACCCCUUUUGUUUUCAAGAGACAAUGUCUUCUGUAAUAGGCGUUUCGUCUAUAUACCAGACUCCGUCUCUGGAGCUAUAUAAAAGAGCUACAACAACAACGGGUGCUACCACCUCCCUUUCGUUCCAAUGUUCUGACAACAAGUCCCACUUUAACAACGUUCUGAGAGCUCACCUCAGUAACAAUGGUAGCGGAAAUUUCAAGAGUGGGGCUAAACCUAGAGCUAGCUUUGUUCCUUCUUCGAUUGCCACGCCCAAUUCUUCCGUUCUGAGUGAAGAAGCGUUCAAGGGCCUAGGUCGGGGUUUUUCCGACAAAGAACCUCUGGAUGAUGCUACUGAAAACGAUGACUAUGGCUAUGACUCUGAAACCGAGGCUUCUUUAGCUGUUGGCAACGAGGAGGAGCUCGACAUUUCCAAGCUGGGCUUGCCUUCGCGCCUUGUGGAAUCACUCCAGCAACGUGGGAUCAAUCAUCUUUUCCCCAUUCAGAGAGCUGUUUUGGUGCCGGCCCUCCAAGGUCGAGAUCUUAUUGCCCGAGCGAAGACUGGGACUGGAAAGACACUAGCAUUUGGGAUUCCAAUUAUUAGAGGGCUCACUGACGAUGAACAAAGAAUCUCCCUGAGACGAUCUGGUCGUUUGCCCAAAGUAUUGGUCCUUGCACCCACCAGGGAACUAGCAAAGCAAGUGGAGAAAGAGAUAAAAGAAUCUGCACCCUAUUUGAGCACAGUUUGUGUUUAUGGGGGCGUUUCUUAUGUUACACAACAAAAUGCACUUUCUCGUGGUGUUGAUGUAGUGGUUGGAACACCUGGUAGAAUAAUUGACCUAAUAAAUGGGAACAGUCUUAAACUGAGUGAAGUGAAGUAUUUGGUCCUUGAUGAGGCCGAUCAGAUGCUUGCUGUUGGGUUCGAGGAGGAUGUAGAAGUAAUUUUAGAGAAAUUACCAUCUGAACGGCAGAGCAUGCUUUUUUCUGCAACCAUGCCUGGCUGGGUGAAGAAACUUGCCAAGAAAUAUUUACACGAUCCGUUGACAAUUGAUUUGGUUGGUGAAGAAGAGGAAAAACUUGCGGAAGGGAUCAAACUUUAUGCAAUAUCAGCCACUGCUACUUCAAAGCGGACAAUGCUUUCUGAUCUCAUAACUGUUUAUGCAAAGGGUGGAAAGACUAUUGUUUUUACCCAGACAAAAAGAGAUGCUGAUGAAGUAUCAUUGGCAUUGACAAAUAGCAUACCUUCUGAGGCACUGCAUGGCGAUAUAUCUCAGCAUCAGAGAGAGAGAACAUUGAAUGGCUUUCGGCAAGGGAAAUUCACGGUUCUUGUUGCCACUGAUGUGGCAGCACGUGGACUUGAUAUUCCUAAUGUUGAUCUGAUUAUUCACUAUGAACUUCCGAAUGACCCUGAGACGUUUGUACAUCGCUCUGGUCGUACUGGGCGUGCUGGAAAGGAAGGUACUGCGCUUUUGAUGUACACCAGUAGCCAGAGGAGAACAGUUAGAUCUCUUGAGCGUGAUGUAGGCUGUAAAUUCGAAUUUAUUACACCACCAGCUAUAGGUGAUGUUUUGGAAUCAUCAGCUGACCAAGUGGUUGCCACACUUAAUAGAGUUCAUCCUGAAUCCAUUGAGUUUUUCACCCCAACUGCACAAAAAUUGAUUGAGGAACAAGGAACAAGUGCCCUUGCAGCUGCACUCGCACAUCUGAGUGGAUUUUCAAAACCUCCCUCAUCACGGUCUCUUAUCAAUCAUGAGCAGGGAUGGGUUACAUUACAACUGACUCGAGAUCAAGGAGAUUCUAGAAGGUUUUUUUCUGCAAGAUCAGUCACUGGGUUUCUUUCUGAUGUCUAUUCUCCAGCUGCUGAUGAAGUUGGAAAAAUACAUAUAAUUGCAGACGAAAGGGUUCAAGGGGCUGUUUUCGAUCUUCCAGAGGAGAUUGCAAAGGAGUUACUGAACAAGGAAAUACCACCUGGCAACACUAUUUCUAAGAUCACUAAGUUGCCUCCUUUGCAAGAUGAUGGGCCACCAAGUGAUUUCUAUGGGAAGUUUUCUGACAGAGAUCGUAGAGGUUCUAGGGAUCGGAGAGGUUUUAAAACCUCACGGAGAGAAGGGGGCUUUGAUUCUGAUGAUGAAUUUGGUGAUUCAUAUAGAAGAGGCGGUCGAAGUUUUAGAACCAGCAAUAGCUGGUCUCAAAAGUCAAGAAACAGUGGAAGCUUUGAUGAAUUGUUUGAUUCAAAUAGGAAAGGUGGUCGAAGUUAUAGAAAUGGCAAUAGCUGGUCUCAAAAGGCAAGAAGCAACGAGGAUGAUUGGCUAAUUGGAGGUAGAAGAUCAAGCAGGUCUCCAUCAUCAGACAGAGGCUUUGGAGGGGCUUGUUUUAACUGUGGGCAAUCUGGACAUCGUGCAUCUGAAUGUCCCAACAAACGAGGCUUCUAAAAUUUAUAGUUUCGCCAUUCUAUAGGUCACCAUGUUUCUCAGAGAAACUUGAGCUGCCGCCAGUGGGGGCAAAUAGGUUCAGGAAAUUAAAAGAUACUUCGCUGGAAGAAUUACAGAAUUAGCGUUAAUUUGCCGUCAUUGGAACGGGUGUCUCCAUUUUUGGCCUCGGAGUUCAUUCCCUCUCACGCGGGAUUUAAAGUUAUCAUUCGUAUUGUAUUUGUGAUAUUUAGCAAGAACAGCAAUUAUGUACGAUCCCGUGUUUCCUUCCCAAUUAAUAUGUUACUAAUGUGUUAAUCUCGUUAAA